UGAAUCCCUAGUCCCUUCUCAGCAUCUCGCCUUCUCCGAUCUCUACUCCAGUCCUCAGAUACUCCGGUCAAGCGGUCAUUCCCUCACGCCCUCCGCCCACGCUCAGUCACUCCUCAGUCCUCACCUCAGCCCUCUGCCCUAACUCCUCUGCUCAAGUACGAACAAAAUGGAGAAUGAGGGGAAGGCAGAGCUUGGAAGUUUGCUUAAAAUUCUACCACCAGUUGAAUUCUGCUGUGUUUAUGGCUCCACUCUUCAUCCAAACAAUAAAGCUCAGAAAUCCAUGGUAGAUUACAUUCUUGGUGUAGCUGAUCCUAUACAAUGGCAUACUGAGAAUUUAAAGACGAACAGUGAUCACUAUGCAUCAUGGCUUAUUCGCAUUGGUGGAGGUAGGCUGAUUAAUGGUAUUGCAAAUAAUAUUGGUGUUGGUAUACACUUCAACCCCUUUGUUUCUUGGAAUAACAAGAUGUUCAAGUAUGGAGUUGUUCAAGUGCAUGACUUGAUUGAGGAUAUUCAAGGAUGGGAGAGGUUCUACAUGAGUGGUCGUUUGCAGAAACCUGUUAAUAUUAUUGUGGAUAAUUUGAAUGUUGAAAAUGAAAAUGCUGUCAAUUUGAGAGCUGCUGCAUCUGCUGCUCUCCUCCUUUUGCCGUCUGAAUUCAGUGAGGAAGAUUUAUAUGCCAAAAUAUGUAGCCUGUCAUACAUGGGUGACUUACGGAUGCUUUUUGCGGAGGACAAAAAUAAGGUAAAAAAUAUUGUACAAGGACAAUUUCACUUGUUCCAAAGAAUUUAUAGACCCUUUCUAGAUGAAUAUGCUGCCAAUGGCUUGCUGAGAUUUUCAUCAACUGGUGACAAGCAAGUAAAUAUAACUCAGGAUUGUGGAUUAUCUGCAGCCACUUUCUUUGCAUCACAUCUUCCUCUGCCUAUUAGAAGCAAAAUGGAUACAAACCGUGGUGAGACGAAACAAUUGGAUUACAGUGGAAAAAUUAGACAGGACAUGAUUAUUGGUUCAAAAGAACAGGCUGCAAAAUCCAUGAGUAAGCUUCUUAGGCGAAAGGUUAUGGUUUCAAGUGCAAGGCAGGCAGUUGCAGGUUUGCUAACUGCUGGUGCUGUUCACGGCGCCAAAUAUCUGGGGAAGAAGAUGAUCAAAGCUUGGAAAUCUUGGACAUAGACCGACCUCAAGCAUACAUGACCUCUUGGGAACUUUCCUGAGCAAGGGAAAAAUUUUCAAUGCACCCUAAGGCGAGAACUGUUUUGGUUUUAAUGCGAAAGAGUUGGAAAGGGAGGACGGAGAAUAACCCCAGGUUAACAAGAAACUUCUGAGCCAUGUGUGCCCAAUCCCCACAACCCAAAACAGUUUGAAGAACAUGAUUAAAUCCCUUAAAGUUGGUAAUUACUUCCACUUGGCGUUUUCUUUUUGCCUCUUACAGACAGACAAUGCCAAGUGUAAUAAAUCCCUUAAAGUUGGUAAUACUACUACAUUACAUAAUAGCAUUUUUAUCAUUCUGUUAUCAAACACUGUAAUUUCAAUUCCUAUUUAUUUGUUGAAUUGUAAUUCCACUAAAUUACAAUUCUUCCCCCCCUAAUUCCUUCCUACCAACCAAACGCCCUAUAAAAGUUGUCUGAAUAAAAAACCAUUUUAUGA
Messenger RNA from Ipomoea triloba (trilobed morning glory), 1639 nucleotides. Its product is annotated as phosphatidate cytidylyltransferase, mitochondrial. The record is from RefSeq and is a predicted model, not a curated record. Gene Ontology annotation, molecular function: phosphatidate cytidylyltransferase activity. NCBI's taxonomy places the organism in Eukaryota, Viridiplantae, Streptophyta, Magnoliopsida, Solanales, Convolvulaceae. Gene Ontology annotation, cellular component: mitochondrion. The coding region runs from base 167 to 1165 and encodes 332 amino acids. Gene Ontology annotation, biological process: cardiolipin biosynthetic process; CDP-diacylglycerol biosynthetic process. The transcript has 11 exons.